AUGGUGAAGUGUGUCCUUGUAAGUGGGGAGAAAGGUGCUAAUGUAUCCCUAGUAGGUGUUGACGACAGCAACAUUCUGCAUGUGGCAUCUGAAGGAGGACAUGAGGAGAUGGUGAAGUGUGUCCUUGUAAGUAAAGGUGCUGAUGUAUCCCUAGUAGGUGUUGACGACAGCAACAUUCUGCAUGUGGCAUCUGAAGGAGGACAUGAGGAGAUGGUGAAGUGUGUCCUAGUAAGUAAAGGUGCUAAUGUAUCCCUAGUAGGUGUUGACGACAGCAACAUUCUGCAUGUGGCAUCUGAAGGAGGACAUGAGGAGAUGGUGAAGUGUGUCCUUAUAAGUAAAGGUGCUAAUGUAUCCCUAGUAGGUGUUGACGACAGCAACAUUCUGCAUGUGGCAUCUGAAGGAGGACAUGAGGAGAUGGUGAAGUGUGUCCUUAUAAGUAAAGAAGCUAAUGUAUCCCUAGUAGGUGUUGACGACAGCAACAUUCUGCAUGUGGCAUCUGAAGGAGGACAUGAGGAGAUGGUGAAGUGUGUCCUUGUAAGUAAAGGUGCUGAUGUAUCCCUAGUAGGUGUUGACGACAGCAACAUUCUGCAUGUGGCAUCUGAAGGAGGACAUGAGGAGAUGGUGAAGUGUGUCCUUGUAAGUAAAGGUGCUAAUGUAUCCCUAGUAGGUGUUGACGACAGCAACAUUCUGCAUGUGGCAUCUGAAGGAGGACAUGAGGAGAUGGUGAAGUGUGUCCUUGUAAGUAAAGGUGCUGAUGUAUCCCUGGUUGAGCAUCCAUCAUUGCACGAUGUGGGAUUCAGCACGUGGGCUGAUUGCUGCAACAGUCUGGGUCCUCCUCGUGUGGCAGUCGUCAUGUCGUGA
Molecule: messenger RNA, 861 nt
Organism: Haliotis rubra (blacklip abalone)
Lineage: Eukaryota; Metazoa; Mollusca; Gastropoda; Lepetellida; Haliotidae
Product: serine/threonine-protein phosphatase 6 regulatory ankyrin repeat subunit B-like
Exons: 3
Coding region: 1-861 (286 amino acids)
Molecular function (GO): protein binding
Source: RefSeq, a predicted model, not a curated record